Messenger RNA from Musa acuminata subsp. malaccensis (wild Malaysian banana), 807 nucleotides. RefSeq lists its product as uncharacterized. Lineage: Eukaryota; Viridiplantae; Streptophyta; Magnoliopsida; Zingiberales; Musaceae. The record is from RefSeq and is a predicted model, not a curated record.
UACUUGGAUUAGAAUAGCUCUGCAGGUUUCCAAUUUUAGUUGGAAGCGGCCGUUAACCCCAACUUCACCGGCAAGUAUGGCUCGAUCCUAUUAGCAGCCCUCUUCUUAAUCGCGUUCGACUCGAUUAAAGUCGGUUGUUAGAGUCGGUUGAGUGAGAAGGAAAGGUAGGAGGGGGAAGAGAGGGCGUCGUGAUGAGGCAGCGGAGGGCGAUCCUGGUGGGCUUCGCCGUCGCCCUCUUUCUUGGUGUCGCCGUGUACUUCCGGCUGUGGGCCAUCGACCGCCAAGACGACUCCACCGCCACGGCCGAUGACCGCGAAACCCUUCGGAGACAAUUUGAACGAGCCAAUAUGGAAGCAAUGGAUGAAUCUGCUGAAUGGAGGAUGAAAUAUGAUGGGGAGGUGGAGAGGAAUAAACAGGUGCAGGAUGAGCUCCAAAAGGCCAAGGCAUCAUUAUCAAGUGCCACUAAGAGGUUUGACAUACUGCAAAAGGAAACUAUGAAUCUGCAGAAGCAGAUUGAGUCAUUGAAACAACAAAUCGAAGAGAGGAGACAGCACUGCAAUUGCAGUCAAUCAUCAAGCCAGCUAUGAUAAAGAUGCAUGCUGUUCGCCCAAUCCUACAUGCUGGAUAUCAUACCAUAGCCUCUGGUGACUAAUUUACACCAUCCUUCUAUGAAAUCAUCAUUUUCAUGUCUUUCUUCGAUCCUCUUUUGGUUUUUGAUAGUGAAGAUUUCAUUACCCACAAGUUGUUGUCUAUAGGGAGGAAUCUCCUUUUAUGCGUGGGAGAAGAACUCAAACUGAUAUCUUUUAU